AUGGAGGCCAUCAAGAAGCGCAUGAACGCACUUCGCAUCGAGGCCGAUGAAUCAGCCACCAAAGUCGAGGAACUCCAAACCAAAGUCAAAAACCUCGAACAUGAGAACCUGCAGAAGGAGCAAGAGAUUACCUCGCUUCAGCACAAGAACAGCAUGCUGGAACGAGAAGUCGAGAAGUUAGAGAAGAUGCACGGCGAGGCGAAAGCAGCAGCGGACGAGAGCGUGCAACAUGGCAGCCAGAAUGAGGCGUUGACGCGGAAGAUCCAGAUCUUGGAGGAGGAGGCGGAGACCGCGGAUAAGAAUCUGAGAGAGACGAACGAGAAACUACGGCAAACAGACGUCAAGGCCGGCCACUACGAGCGCAAAGUGCAGGCACUCGAGCAGAGCGUGAACCAGUGGGAGACCAAGUACGAGGACAUGGCGAAGAAGUACGCCGACACGAAGAAGGAGCUGGACGACUUCGUGGCUGAGAUUGGUACUAUCUAA
Baudoinia panamericana UAMH 10762 is the source of this 486-nucleotide messenger RNA. RefSeq lists its product as uncharacterized. Bases 1 to 486 code for a protein of 161 amino acids. NCBI's taxonomy places the organism in Eukaryota, Fungi, Ascomycota, Dothideomycetes, Mycosphaerellales, Teratosphaeriaceae. The transcript is spliced from 3 exons. The record is from RefSeq and is a predicted model, not a curated record.